UCAAAAUGAUGGCAUCUCUUCUGGUGGUUGUGCUGGCUUUCUGUGCCGUUCAUUGUAAUGGAUUCUUAUUCGGACAUGACGGCACCUGGGAUAACCUUAGAGUUACAUGGGGAAUAAACCCAUUCAGUAGUACGAGCUUUGCAGCUAUGCCACUAACAGAGGCCGAUGCUAAAGCUAAGGGAUUUCAGAAGAUAUCAGAUUGUGGAGAUUCUAGUGGAUUACAUGGUCGUCGAUAUGUCAAAGAUAACGAUAUGGCUCUUAUUUUGAUAUAUGACGUACAGGGAUAUAUUGCUGGAAUUUCUGCUGCGGUCUCAAAUAGUCUUGCAAAUGGAUGGCCAUCAACAUUCCUGAAGAAUCAUCCAUUUGUACUGUCAGGCAACAACUACCAUAUUUCCGCAUAUUUCGUUAACCCUGCCAUUAUUUGUACGUCUGGCAGAUCAGCAGCUGAAUAUAAGCAACAGGGAGUUGGAACUGACCUUUACAUUCAGAACGGAACAGACCCGAUUGCAAACUCGAUCAAAAUCCCCCACCAACAGAGUGAUAUAUCUUCCACUCAAUGGACAGAGGGAAAAUGCUUUCCGUCAAUGGGUAAACACUAUUGGUUCAACGUCAGGAAAGAUAUGAGUUGUGAUGAAUUUUGGCCAGUGUUUUUAUUGUAUAAUGGCGGUAAACUCAAUGCAUUUGGUUGGGCUAUGCAAGCAGAUCUAACUUCACCUAGAGUUGAACAUCCACCAAAGUCAACAAUAUCUGCAUUCAUGAACCCACCACCAGACUGCAUCUACAAAACUGGAACAUUAUCUACAUUACAUAUUUACCUGACCAACAACCCAGCUUUGGAUACAUGCUAAAGAGGAUUCACUUAAUAACAAAACUAUAUAAAAGCGGGUAUAAGACAUUUUUGUAAUAUAUCAUUAUAUUAUAUUAAAAAUGAAAAAAAAUUCUUUUGA
This is a messenger RNA of Mytilus californianus (California mussel), 947 nucleotides long. RefSeq lists its product as uncharacterized. Bases 6 to 848 code for a protein of 280 amino acids. The record is from RefSeq and is a predicted model, not a curated record. The transcript is spliced from 8 exons. NCBI's taxonomy places the organism in Eukaryota, Metazoa, Mollusca, Bivalvia, Mytilida, Mytilidae.